This is a messenger RNA of Musca vetustissima, 1209 nucleotides long. RefSeq lists its product as uncharacterized. Lineage: Eukaryota; Metazoa; Arthropoda; Insecta; Diptera; Muscidae. The transcript has 3 exons. Bases 1 to 1209 code for a protein of 402 amino acids. The record is from RefSeq and is a predicted model, not a curated record.
AUGGCUCAAAUAUUGGAUCUAUUUCAUAUUUUCCCCAAAGAAAAUGAAGUUUAUCAUAAGAUUUUACCACGCUUUAAACAACUGUAUGCUGAAGUAGGAAAAUCGAUCGAAGGUCUAGAUAUGGAUCAUAUGCAUGCCGUGCUUAAGAAAUGGCCGGUCAGUGAUGGCAGCAACAAAAAUAUAUCAUUUUUCCUUAAAACCUGCCAACCCAAUGAGAUGAUGGCUCAAAUAUUGGAUCUAUUUCAUAUUUUCCCCAAAGAAAAUGAAGUUUAUCAUAAGAUCUUGCCACGCUUUAAACAACUGUAUGCUGAAGUUGGAAAAUCGAUUGAAUUCAGUCCUAAAGCUUAUAAAUUUGACGGAAAUGUAGAUAAGGAUUAUGUUCUCCUCGAAGAUUUGCACAUUAAAAAUUAUAAAAAUGCAAAUCGCAUCGAAGGUCUAGAUAUGGAUCAUAUGCAUGCCGUGCUUAAGAAAAUGGCUGAAUAUCAUGCCGUUUCAGCAUGUUAUGUGGAGAAAUAUGGUUCAUAUGGGGAAGAUUUUAAUGUGGCCGUUUUCUCUGAAAAGAAUCGUGAACUUUUGACGAAUUUCAAUAAAUCAACGGCAUUUCUAACGCAAUUGAAAAAGUGGCCAAAUUGCAGGGGCUACUAUGAGAAAUUGGCAGACAGUGAUGAUUAUUUGGUUAGUCGCUUGCUGGAGGAUCAACGUGUCAAUGCUGGAGAAUUCAAUGUUCUCAAUCACGGCGAUUGCUGGGCCAAUAAUAUCAUGUUCCAGUAUGACGCGUUUGGAAAAAUCAAAGAUAUACUUUUUGUGGAUUUUGCUUUGGGCAAAUACGGCUCACCGGCAAAUGAUUUAUAUUACUUUAUAUUGUCUUCAUGUUCGGCUGAUAUCAAACUAGCGCAAUUCGAUUAUUUCAUUCGGUUUUAUUAUGGUCAUUUAGUGGAAAAUCUCAAGUUGUUGCAGUACGCCCGGCCGUUGCCCAAGCUAAUAAACAUUCAUGGAUCGUUGCUGAAAAAUGGUUUAGCUGCUUAUAUGGUUGUAUCCAAAGUCUUGCCAGCUGUAAUCUUGGACAAAUCAGAGGAAUCCAAUUUGGAAAACUAUACCAAUGAAAACUCAAAAAUGGUUCAGUCUAUGUUUAAUAAUCCCAAAUAUGUUAAACAAAUGUUGAAUAUUUUACCAUGGCUAGAUAAUCGUGGUCUGUUAGAUUGGAAGUGA